This is a messenger RNA of Cryptomeria japonica (Japanese cedar), 1092 nucleotides long. Its product is annotated as transcription factor MYB17-like. The coding region runs from base 32 to 1012 and encodes 326 amino acids. The transcript has 3 exons. The record is from RefSeq and is a predicted model, not a curated record. NCBI's taxonomy places the organism in Eukaryota, Viridiplantae, Streptophyta, Pinopsida, Cupressales, Cupressaceae.
UCUGCUGCUGCAAGAAAGAAACAAAACAAUAAUGGGUAGAUCCCCUUGCUGUGAUAAAAUGGAGAUGAAAAAGGGCCCCUGGACACCCGACGAGGAUAAGAUUCUUGCUGAGUAUAUUCAGAAAAAUGGGCAUGAAAGCUGGCGAACUCUUCCCAGAAAGGCUGGGCUUCUUCGAUGUGGGAAGAGUUGCCGCCUACGUUGGACUAAUUAUCUGAGACCCGAUAUUAAGCGAGGCCGAUUUCAACCAGAAGAAGAAAGAACUAUUCUCCAGUUGCAUGCAAUUCUAGGCAACAGGUGGUCCACGAUUGCUUCCCAACUGCCAGGGAGAACUGAUAAUGAGAUUAAGAAUUUCUGGAAUACGCACUUGAAGAAAAAGCUGUUGGGCAUGGGACUGGAUCCUUCCACCCAUGCACCCGUAUCUGAGAUACUCAGUGCAAAUGGAUUACAGGGAUCUCAGUCCACAAUCCUCCUGAGGCACGUGUCACAGUGGGAGAUUGCAAGGCUUGAAGCCGAAGCCAGAAUGUCCAGAGAUUCAAUCAUGUCAUCUAAGAAUGAGUUGAUGGGAAACAAUAUUACAGAGGAAAAUUUCAAGGCACCUACUGAUAUUUUCUUGAAGCUCUGGAACUCAGAAGCAGGCAAGGCCUUCAGGAAGGAAUCUAUUAUUGAUAACCAGGAUGACAGUUCAGCUACCGGAUCCCAUGAUCCUUUCUCUGAGGGUACUAUGAGGGGCCAAAUAGAAUGCAAGAACCCUAGCAGCCAUGAGGACUCCUCUAGCUCUGAUGAUGCUGUUCAUAACCGUGACAUACAGGACUUGACGGACCUGCUUCUGGAUUCCCCUAAUUACAGUAGUCCUAAUAAGAUCAGUGACAAUAACUCAAACAUGGGAGAAUUAAGUACAAAUUCUGAUCUGCAGUCAGCUUGGGGAUGGCAAGAACUACGCCUAGAUGAGGACAACGAUUACUGGAACAGCGUACUUGGAGUUCAUGCUCAGACAUCAUCUGGACAAAAUUGAUAAUACAGCAUUUGGGUGUCUAUUAAUUAAUUGAAAUUAUAUUAAUCUUGAUAUUUUAAUUUUCAGUUGAUUAAUAAGAA